AUGGAGGACCUCAUGCAGUUGCCGCGAGGUUCAUUGGAUGGGUCCGAUGAACCACCCACAGGAGCCCAUGCUCCGAGCUUCGGAGAAGUACCUCUUCCUGACUUUGCUAGGAGGAGGACCAGGGUGACCUUUGGCAAUGUGGAACCUGCGACACCAUCUUCGUCUUUGGCAUCUAGUGACAGCAGUGGGAACUCAGCCGGAAGGGUGAGUGGUAGUUCAGUCGAGGGAGGUGCUGAGAGCGAAGUUAGAGGUGUCUCGGGACGUGCCGAAGACCCUGGUGCAACUAUGGUUGGUUGGAUGAGCCCAGAAAGUGACCCAUGGGUUGAUCGAGAUCCAUGGAGAGUACAUGUCAUGGCAGAGAACUGGUCUGAUGCUUCGUCAGCUAGGAGCAGUGACGCAGCAGUGGAUGCAUGGGAGAACUGGAGCGGUAGCGCUCAAUCAUGGAGCGGUUGGUCAUCAGGCAAUUGGUCUGUUCGAUCGGGCCGGGAUGCCUGGGGAAACUGGGAUUGGAGAUCCGAUGCAUCAGCAUCUUCAGACCGGAAUUCAAAUUGGUCAUGGCGGGAUGGUGAACUAUCUGUUGGACAUCGUCAGCGUUCAGGAGAACCUGAAGAUAGCGAUCAAAAGGAAUUUCCUGGUGAAAAUGGAUCUGGACAAGGAGAAUCACACCGGCUUGCUGUCAAAGAAGCGCAAGGUCAUGGUGUGGAGAUGAAACCAUGGGAUCCAGCAUCGCCAGGUGGUAUGGCAAAGGACUCUGUGAACAGGCCAUCGGGUGAUAUCCCAAGUGGAGUCCCGUCAGUUGCAGGCAACAGCCAACAAAACAUGUCAACAGGCGGGAAGAUCAGCUCAACUUAUCCUCCAAUCUGCUAUGCACGCCCUGGUGAGUCAUGGGAGCAGUAUUGGAGGAGUGUGAUGUUCUGGCUGGCUUCUGAAGGAAGAUCUCUUCCAGAAGAAAUGCGUGGCCCGAGGUUGAUGCAGCAGCUUAGGGAACGUGCAGGGAAGAUCGUUCAGCACUUGACGGUCGCUGAGGUCUCUUCAGCACAUGGCAUCGACAUCAUCAAGAAGACUAUGGAGAGGUCGCCGAUCAUCAAGCUGCUGGAUCAGAAGCGAGUUGAUCAACGCAGACAGAAGUUCAUGCGACUGGCGAGAUUGCCGCAGGAGUCCUUGGAGUCGUUCAUCAACAGAGCUGAGAUCUACCGCCGGGAGAAUCAGUCAAGCCCGGCGUACCAGGUGGGAUCUCAGUUCUAUGUGGGGCACCUCAUGGAUGCCGCAAAACUGACAAAGCGAGACCAGGCACUAAUCAAAGCUGCAUGUGGAGGCGCCUUGGAGGAUGAGGACCUGGUCACGAAUGCAAUCAUCGACUUGGCGGAUCAGCUGGAAGGCAUUCCAGGAUGCCCCAUUGGAAGGGGAGAGCCAACAUUGGAUCAAGAAGACAAGUACUUGGUCCAAAAGGCUGGGGACCCCAUCGACGCAGAAAGAAGUUUUUUGGACGACGAAAGUUCAGAGAUGCAAUUGAUGGCAAUCCUGGAAGAUGAAGACAAUGCAGAGGAGGAGGUCGAAGAUGAGGGAUUGGCAGAAUUGUUGGGCGAAGAGUCCAUGGACGAGGACGAGGACGACAUGACGUCUUUUGGCAGCUCAAGUCAUGCCACUUUGGAGACGGCUACAAGUGCAACUUCGCAGACAUCACCAUCGACGAGCAUUUCGUCGGCAUCCCCUUCGGGAGGCUUGGCAAUGGCAGAGAUCUAUGCCCAGGAGUACAAAGCUCGCAAUCGAGUGCGAGAAAUCAAGAAGAUGCGCCAGUACUUCCAGAAGGAGGCCAAUGGUGGUGGCAAUGUGAAGGAUCGUGAUCAAGUUCGCCGUUGGGUGAAGGAGCAGCAGAAGACGGAGCCUUGCUUUAUUUGCCGUCAACUUGGUCACUGGUCGCAGGAGUGCCCGUACCGGAACAAAGCUCCGGUGCAUGCAUCGAAUGUGACUUUUCCGGUGGCUAUGGCACAGUCUGAAGCAGAUUGGGCCUAUUUACAGGCAUGUGUGAAGUCCGAUGCGCAGUACAAAGGGCGCUUGGGGUUGAUCGGCAAGGAGCACGUCUCAUGUCAGUUCAUGGUGGACUCAUCAAAUGAAGUACAUGACAUUUGUUGGUCACUCACAGAGCUGGGGGACAAGAUGAUCUUGGAUUUGGGAUGCAUGAAAACGGUGGCAGGAAACAUCAUGUCAGAGCAUUUGGAUUGCAUCAAUCGCGUGGUGGUCACUACACUCUUAAAAUUGAUGAUGUUGAACAAUUGCAAGAAGUACCACAUCACGCGUGUUUGGAACCUCAUCGUGAAGUCAUGCCUCUGCCAAUUUCAAGUGGAUCAAGGCGAGUGA
Cladocopium goreaui is the source of this 2358-nucleotide messenger RNA. The record is from the annotation of a GenBank genome assembly. Lineage: Eukaryota; Dinophyceae; Suessiales; Symbiodiniaceae.